UUUCAAGCCUGGCCUUGAAGAACUAGACGCGAGAGAUCAAAAACUACUAGUUUUCUACGCUCGCACUAUCAAUAUUGGAUAUUGGAUAUUGAAGGUGUUUUCAAACCCUGCAGUUACGUAGGGGUAAUUAUAGUACGGAUGAUGUAAAUGCUCGAUGUAUUUGUCUAGCAUGUUACAUUCUUAUAGAUAGACACAAACUAAAAGAGGGUUAUCUUAUACUUUUGUACUAAACUAUGUGUGGCUUAAGUAACAUCCUGGAUAUGGUUUGCGCGAAUGAAGGAUUAUUCGGUAUAUGAGAGCGACUAACAUAAAUUCCGACACCUGAAGCCUGCUCACUAGUUGCUGACUUUUACUGAGUGAGAACACUCAUCAUAUGGAUGUGUAUCUAGUCACCUUUUGAAGAGUAAUAAUUGGAGGAUAGACAGUAGUGAUAUGGCCAUCUGCCACAACCUAUAUCUGUGCUGCAAAGCCAUUUUCACAUGUAUUCUGAAAAAAAUUUUUACUCAAGAUGACUUAUCAUGAAAUGUACAGAAGUACUACACUGGGGACUACUCUACGAGAAGCCCUAGAUGAGAUGCUGGCUCAUAAUUUAUUGCAGCCUGGUAUGGAUCAUAAAGUAAUGCAAAAAUUUGACCAGUGUAUUAGUAAUGCUUUGGCAAAACGUGUUAAGAACCGUCUUUCUAUUCGCGGUCAUUUAAAUACCUACAGAAACUGUGACAAUGUAUGGACAUUAGUAAUGAACGAUGUAGAAAUAAAGGACUCAUCCGCUAUCAUGACAGUUCAUAAGAUUAAAAUUGUUGCGUGUGAAGGAAAGAAUGCGAAGCCAGCCCCUGCAAAAAUAGCCACCUCUUCAGCUAACGAUCGUUUGAGAACGGGCGUUAAUGCCGGUGGGGAAGAUAACGAACAACGUGAAGCCUUUGGUUCCGGAGACGAGAUGGAAUAAAUUCCAAUGGCUACCAGUUGAAUAAAAAAGUUGUACAAAAGAAUUUUCUUUUUAUAUUAAACGAAUCAUUAGAACAAA
Messenger RNA from Heterobilharzia americana, 1021 nucleotides. Lineage: Eukaryota; Metazoa; Platyhelminthes; Trematoda; Strigeidida; Schistosomatidae. The record is from the annotation of a GenBank genome assembly.